ACUGUUUACAUUCGAUUCUUUGCGUGAGUGCACGCCGCCCGGUAGUUUAAAUCAAUACGUUACUCGAUAUAUGAAUCAAUUUACGAUUCGAACUUUAAAUUUCUUGGUGAACUUUUUUAAGUGUCCAGAUUUUUUAAAAGCGCCCCUGCGGUUACAGGGUUAAUUUGCGAAUCUCGGGCAAUUGACUGUUAGAACUGAUUAUUUGUGAAUUUUCAUACUGUGAUUGUUAGAAUGUGAUGAGAAUUCAUUCAGUGAACAAUUGAGUUUAUCUUUAAAUUAUUUUCUUAGAUCAACAUAAAAGAUGGCGUCUGCUGUGUCUUACGCCAACGUUACUAUGGGAAACGGCUAUUCCGAAGCAGUCAGCGAACAUUUGAAGGGUAUAGGCAGACUGUUUUACAUACACUACCCCCAUGAAACAUUAUAUGAGAAGAAAGAAGAGGUUCCUAAUUUCUUUAAACAGUCAUGGCCGUACUUCUUCAUAUUUAUGAUUUUGGAGCACAUAGUUUUACGAUUAAAGGGCAGAAGGGGUAUUAGAUUGAACGAUGGAAUAACUAGUAUAUCUCAUGGAAUACUGCAGGAAUGUGGAAGGCUCGUAUGGCGAGGAGCAGAGUCUUAUUUGUACACAUGGAUAUAUGCGAAUUAUAGAUUAGUGGAAUUACCAUGGGACAAUACAUUCACGUGGUAUGCGGCAGCUUUAGGAGUAGACUUCUGUUACUACUGGAUGCACAGAGCUUGCCAUGAGGUCCACAUACUAUGGGCUCAGCAUCAAGUGCACCAUACUUCUGAGGACUUCAACAUGGGUGUCGGUAUCAGACAAUCGGUCCUGCAAGGCUGGUGUGGAUUCGUAUUCUACCUGCCGUUGGCGCUAGCGAUCCCGCCGGCACAGUUCGUGAUGCAUCAUCAAUUCAGCUACAUCUACAUGUUCUGGAUACACACGGAGGCCAUAAAAAGUUUAGGCCCUCUGGAGUACAUCCUGAAUACUCCGAGCCAUCACAGGGUCCAUCAUGGAAGCAACAAAUAUUGUCUGGACGUGAACUACGGCGGGGUCCUGAUCGUCUGGGACCGUCUGUUCGGUACGUUUAGACCUGAAUCGGAUAAGGUCGAAAUCGUAUACGGACUGAUCUACAACCAGCCAUCCUUCAAUCCCGUAUACUUACAAGGCUUCUACACAAGGUACGUGAUUGACAAGUUUAGAAGGUUCGACAAAUUUGGUGACAAGAUCAAAGCGGUCUUCUAUGGACCUAGCUGGGAGCCCGGCACCCCUAGAUUGGGAGACGAGAAUAUGAAGAUUGAUAUCCUUCCCCGAGAGAAAUAUGAUAUACAUCUACCUACAUGGUGCAAUAUAUACUUAGUGGCACACUAUACAAUUGUCUUAUACGGCUUCUUCGAGCUUGCAGCUAGAUAUAUGGGCAUGACCCCAGUAUCCGUGUUGAUAUUCGUUUUCUACAUCAUCGCGUGUCUCACGAUUAUUGGAAUGCUAUUCGACAACUCCAAGUACGCUCCCGUGCUCGAGGUCAUCAGGUGCUCGUUUCUCGCUUUCCUCACCAGAAGCCUCAUAGGCACCAGCCCGUUGGGAACCGCUUUGCAAAUCUUCUACGUAAUAUCUGCUAUGUUCUGGUGCCUUAACAUUUUGAAAUUAUUGGAAAUCAAGAGAACGCAGAAGGUUGAUUAGAUAAGAUAUAUUAGCCUCGUUUAGUCGCUGUAAUCUUAAAAAUAAUAUCAAUCACACAAGCAACAGCUUUCCGAAGACAUAAAGAAACAGACGUAUGUCUGUUUCUUUGUAAAUCUCAGACAAUAUACCUACGGAAAGUUGAUACAAUGUAUUAUAAAUGUUUGAAAUCUCCUUCCGCCACAUAUAACAAGUGACGCAUUUCAUUUUAAUUCAAUAUAAAUAACACAUACAGUAAAAAUAUGCUGCCAAAUUAGAAAUUAAAUAUUCUUAUAAGGAUGGCAUAUGUCUUUUAAGAUACCAUACAUUUUCGUCAUUGGUGAAACUUAGAAACUUAUUCUUAAACAUUAAAAGCACUGUCAAUUUUUAUUUUAAUUGUUUC
Molecule: messenger RNA, 2051 nt
Organism: Diatraea saccharalis (sugarcane borer)
Lineage: Eukaryota; Metazoa; Arthropoda; Insecta; Lepidoptera; Crambidae
Source: the annotation of a GenBank genome assembly